This is a messenger RNA of Drosophila sechellia, 1790 nucleotides long. It is a transcript of the gene abo, whose product is annotated as de-etiolated protein 1 abo. Gene Ontology annotation, biological process: positive regulation of proteasomal ubiquitin-dependent protein catabolic process; protein ubiquitination. Gene Ontology annotation, cellular component: nucleus; cullin-RING ubiquitin ligase complex. Bases 77 to 1696 code for a protein of 539 amino acids. The transcript is spliced from 2 exons. The record is from RefSeq and is a predicted model, not a curated record. Gene Ontology annotation, molecular function: ubiquitin-like ligase-substrate adaptor activity; ubiquitin protein ligase binding. Lineage: Eukaryota; Metazoa; Arthropoda; Insecta; Diptera; Drosophilidae.
UUACCUUCCGAUCGGAAGAAGAAGCCGGCUGACAUAGGAAUAGGAAUUCGACAGAACUUUCCCAAGAUCUGUGAGAAUGGCUUACGAGAAGCGCCUAAAAUCGCAGAACCUCGUGCAUUUGCUGCAGAACCGCGAGUCCGGAUACACCAACGUGGGCCAACAGCCGGGCAGAAUGCCGCUGUUGGCCUACGAACGUCUCUUCUACAAGUGCAUCACACCUUGCCUGACCAUUGACUCGAUUACCAUUCCGCCGAUCUACCUGCGCAAGUUCACGCCGGAUGGCAGGAAAUUGCUGGCCUUCUCGCAGGAUCAGCGCAGCCUGCUCAUAUACAGCUACGGGGGUUCCAGUUGUGCGGCGGUGGGAGAACUGAUUCGCCAGGCGGAUGUGGGCAGUGGCGAGUUCUUUAGUAGCCAGGACAGCAUACUCAAGAGCCAGAUCUUUGAACGCCUAUUUCCCACAAAAGAGACGCUGAAUCUAUGCCAGGGCGACUUUGGCCUCUACUAUCUGCAUCGGGAGUUCAGUGUGUUCCUGGAAGACGGUCGUUAUGCCAUGCUGGCUGCCAUGACCGUUGUGCGCGGCGCUCUGCCGGUCGAAGACUACGUACGGUACCCAGAUCUGUUCGACAAAGUGGAUGCCUUCUCGUAUGUGUUCUUUCUGGUGGAUUUGAAGCUCGGCGUCGUCACAGAUAGACUAAUCCUGCCCAACGACUCCAUCGUCAUUGCCCACAAUCAUGGGAUUUCCGUGUUUGGCUCAACAGUGAUGAUGAUGUCCCGCCUGCAUCAGUGCGUUUACGUCUAUUGGGUGAAUGACGGUAAGUUCCACCAGCAGGAGACGAUUGGUCCCCGGCCGAGGGACUUUAUCGAGAAGGCUACCACAGACUUUGACAACCUAGACGCCACCACAGUUUUGCCCAUAACGCACAUUAAACAGCGCGUCCUUAGUUUCCAGUACCGCCAAAUUAAUGAUAAAAGUGGCAACCCGACGGAUAGUCAGAAGUCGUUUUAUAAAAACUUUGAGUAUAUAGAGCACAUGAUCAUGGAGAGAAUGCAUCUGGUGAACGAUGAACUUCUGAUGUUGCGCUAUGAAGAGCGUCCAAAAGAUACCGAUACCAUGCCCAUGGCUACAUCACCGCGCCGCUUAUAUGUAUUCUACACCAUAACUGGCGAGGAAGUGGUUGGCGUUUAUCCGGAAUAUUCCAUCAACCUGCUGCACAUCUUACUGCAAUUCAAUGACUAUAUGAGCAAUGAUCGAUCGCUGCAAUUCGGUGAUGCACCUUCGUUGCCCAUGCAUUUUUUCCUAAGGCAUACAUUUGCGGAUACCAAUGAAUCGGUCUCCGUCGAUCGACAUACGGCCUUGCGCUUCAACCCCAGCGUUCCACUCAGCUCCCAGAGCCUCUCCUCGUCGCCCUAUCUAAAGUUCAACGAAUUUAGAUACGACAGUCGGUACGUGUCUCCUCUGGAGCAACCCCAUCGCUGCUCCAACGAACCUAUUGUGUUUAUUGACCGUGCCACGGAUUCGAUCAAGUUUAGACUGCACGCCACGGCCCGCCGACAUUUAAAUCCUCUGGCACCACGGGAAUUGUGCGCCUUUAUUUGGCAUCCCUUUGACCCACUAGUGCUCAGUAUCCAGAAAUGCAUGAACAGCUACGUCUACCAUGUGCACCUGUACAACCACAGCACCAUAGUGGAAAAGUAGACUGCCCAAUAUGUACAUACAUGCUUUUGUACAUUUUGGUAUAAAACAUAACAAAGUACCUUUUAUAUUAUGAAAUAUAUGUGAUACUAAAAUA